Messenger RNA from Prorocentrum cordatum, 1492 nucleotides. Lineage: Eukaryota; Dinophyceae; Prorocentrales; Prorocentraceae. The record is from the annotation of a GenBank genome assembly.
GGAUAAUGCCCUGAUCACGGAUACGGUGACGAACAAAUUUGGAGCGGACUCCCUCGCCAGCGAAUUGAAAGACAUCCUCUUGCGUGCGAGGUUGUCCACGGCAGAGGAGCUGAGGGCACUUGCAGAGACCGCGUCCAUCCCAGACCUGGUCAUUGAGUUGUCCACGUGUUGGCGCGACCUCCAGAAUCCAGAGGCGCAUUGCCCUCCAGGCGUCAGGGCAGCGGUGAUGAAGGUGGUGAGGGAGAUCUGCCCCGUUUCGGCGCCUACGGCACCCGAGCGGCCAGGGGACGCUUCAGCCCCAGCGGGUGUCCAGAACCAGUUGCGCCUAUUGCAGGCGGCCUUGGCGCUCAGCAGCGGGUCCGCGAUGUCGGUCCUGGAGGAAGAUACAGACCUUGGCCAUCUGAUCGAAGCGGCAGGCCUCGGCGAGCCCGCGCUGCGCGCCUACCCCACGACCAAGCAGCUGAAGUUAUGCGACGCCGCUGCGAAGCUCGGCAAGCCCCUUCCGCAUGAGGGGCCCAUCGAGGGACUCGAACAGUCCAGGUCCUCGACAAAGGGCCAGGCCUUCGCAGAAUGGGUCGUGGCCUUCAUUCGCUACUCUUGGGCUGGCUUGCUGCACGGCCGCAUCGCAGUCGCGUCUGUGUUGAAUCACAUCGACAAAGUCGCGCGGCUGGCGGCGGACACUGCCAGCCCGGCUCCGCUGGCCGAGAGGAACGCCCUUGCCUACGACCAGCUGGUCAGGAGCGCCGCUUGGGCUGCAGCCAAGCGCAAAGCCGACCCAACGGCCUUCGCACCAGCUAUGUCGGGUGACAAAGAGGACCUGGUCACGCAGGCAGAGAAGCAAGCGAAGGAGGUCAAGCUCAACGCCCCGGGCGCGAGCACCAGGACCCAGCGGAAGCCAGACGCGGUCCACUUCUGCUUCAGGCACUUCUCGGGCAAGUGCGACAUGCACGAGCGCGGCAAGACGUGCGUCUUCCACCACGAAUGUCCGUUUUGUGCCAAGACACAGGAGGGCUGCUUAGCGAACCACAUCAAGCCGCUAGGCGGGCACCCCUGGUCGCGCGACAGCGGCGCGGAGGACCGGCUUGAAGGCGGGCGGGCAGAGCGCGGGCGCUCCCGCUCCCGCAGCCGCGGGCUCGUGCCGCCCAAGCGCGCGGCGGCGCCGGGGGCCGCUUUGCGCACAGGCGCGCACGAGGCAACGGUCGCCUGGGCGCAGUCGGCCUGCUUCGCCCUGCCCGAGCCAGGCACCCAGCAGGAGCCAUCGAUCAGGGACGCAGUGGCCAUGCGUUCCAGGCUCGGGGCUGGCCUGCCGGCGUUCCAGAAGCAGCAGUGGGCGAAGCUGCAGAGUUGGCGCCAGCAUUUCCUGCAGACAGGGAAGCAGCAGGCGUGGGUGGACUCCAUGCCGGAGAGUGUGCGGCACGUACGCAAGCACUUGCAAGGCCCCUUGCUCGAUGCCCUGCUCCGGGCAAGUCGCCAUGACGACGCGACGCUCUAG